This is a messenger RNA of Etheostoma cragini (Arkansas darter), 1345 nucleotides long. RefSeq names its product tetraspanin 13b (gene tspan13b). Gene Ontology annotation, cellular component: membrane. The transcript is spliced from 5 exons. Bases 163 to 687 code for a protein of 174 amino acids. NCBI's taxonomy places the organism in Eukaryota, Metazoa, Chordata, Actinopteri, Perciformes, Percidae. The record is from RefSeq and is a predicted model, not a curated record.
CCGGGUUCUUACUGUUAUCCCGUUCUUUCCAGGUUAGACCUGCUGCUGAGUGACCGUCUAUUCCUGCGGGCUUUUGUUUGUCUGGAUUUUAUCUCUGGAGCCGAAAUAUUUAUUGAAACGUUUUUUUUUAAGGGUUGAUUCUAUUUUUUUUAUUUGAGCAAGAUGGGCUGCGCCGGAUUCACCUGCUCCAAACACUCCCUGUGCGUGCUCAACAUCCUCUAUGUGAUGGUGAGCCUGCUGAUGAUCGGCAUCGCAGCAUGGGGCAAGUGUUUGGGUCUGGUCUCCAGUUUCCAGGUGGUGGGGGGCAUCAUCGGUGUGGGCGUCUUCCUGUUCUUCGUGGCGCUGGCCGGCCUCAUCGGGGCCAUGAAGCACCACCAGGUCCUGCUCUUCUUUUACAUGAUUGUCCUGUUCAUGGUGUUUAUUGUGCAGUUCUCUGUUUCCAGUGCCUGCUUAGCCAUCAACAGAGAGCAACAGGUAAGAUCAACCGCUUCCCUUUCUCCAGCCUGCUUCCCCAACAACUCGUGCUCGCCGUGCGCAGAUAAGAUCCAGGAACAUGCUGGAGAGGUGCUGCGCUUUGUGGGAGGGAUCGGACUCUUUUUCAGCUUCACCGAGAUUCUGGGAGUCUGGCUCACUUAUCGCUACAGGAACCAGAAGGACCCCCGAGCCAACCCCAGUGCCUUUCUGUGAGCCCUCUGCAACUCCAUGGGCCGUCUCUGGGCUCUGCCUGUACAUACCUGACUCACCUGUGUGUUGGAACUUCUCUGGGGCUAUACCUGUACAUACCUGACUCACCUGUGUGUUGGAACUUCUCUGGGGCUAUACCUGUACAUACCUGACUCACCUGUGUGUGUCUCACUGACUACUGCACACAUGCUCUUAUAAUGUCCUGUGUUUGGUUGAACAAGAGUGCACACAUGUUGCCUCCAGUGUGACAGCUCUGUCAACAUUUACUAUUAGAACACCGAGCACUGGGUGUAAAUAGAGGCAAUACUGUCUACUGCUGUAUAUUCCAAAGUAUUAUUAUUACAUUCAGAAUUUUAUGCAGCCUGCCUGAUGUUGACCCCGUGUCUGUUUUUCUGCCCCACUGAACGCAAUAAUGUCAAAUGCUGCUCUGCAUUUUGACAUGACUACUGUAUGUUUGUGUCGGUGUGUGUGUGUGUGUGUGUGUGUGUGUGUGUGUUGCAUGUGUUAUCUGUGUGUGUGUUUGGUCUUUUGCAUGACUCUUCAAAUAUGCAAGUAUGAGCUACUGAUUGAGAGCUGCACUGAGGAUUCUGUCUGAGACUUUUUACUGUAAACUGCAACAAAACACUGGUGGAAGAAAAAUAAAUCUGUUUCUCUGGCUUUA